Messenger RNA from Blepharisma stoltei, 1347 nucleotides. Lineage: Eukaryota; Ciliophora; Heterotrichea; Heterotrichida; Blepharismidae. The record is from the annotation of a GenBank genome assembly.
AUGAAAAGAGGAGGCAGAACAAAGCAAAGAUCAGCCAGCCGUAAACGAAAAAGCAGCACCCCAAAGUAUUCCUCUGAUGAAGAGCCUAUUUCUAAUACUACACCUAAAGGAAAUAAAGGAAUUUUGAUAUCUCAAGAGAAGUAUGAUGAUAUGAAAAGAAAUCAGCAGCUGCUUGAAGAAAUUAAGGCUCGGUCAAAUUUUAAUGCAAAAGAAGUUGCCCGGCUUCAGCAUGAAAACUCUAAGCUAGAAAUUUUAAAUAAUGACUUAAAAGAAGAGCUUCAAGACUUAAAGCAGCAGCAUUUAGAUGAUACUCUCAAAAUCAAAGAAUUAGUUUUCAAUAAUAACUCAUUGCAAAACCAAAUGAAAGAAGCUAGCAAUACGACAUUAAAAGAGCAGCAAAGUGUGCUUAAUAAACUGAAAGCAUCAUUAGCAGAUAUUGAAGGAGUUUUAAAUUAUAGAUCUGCUUCUGGCAGACGGCAUUUAAAUUCUCUCAGUCGCGUUUUAGCAAAGCAUUCAAAAUUGCUGUUCGACCAAGAAUUUUCAAACGUCACAAAGAAUAAGUUUAUAAGCAGCAUAAAAGAGAUGAACAUUUGUAUAGAAUCCACAUUGAAAGUGAUCACCGAAGACUCAGUUGAAAAUCUGCUUGAAACAUUAUCAGUCUCUCAAAAUUCAAAAGCAAUUAAAUCAGGAAUUGAAGAGAAAUUAAGGGCUGAGCUGAAAGACAAAGAAGACACUAUUGAAGAGUAUAGAACAGCACUUGAAAAACUUAGAGAGCAAACACUCAAAUUGAGAGAAAGACUCAAAAAUCCAAUGGCGGAAGAAAAUUUGAAGAAAAUCAUAGAGGAGCAAGAAAAGAAAAUUGAAAAGUUGAAUUCUGAGAAAGAAAUGAUGAAUAGCCACAUAAGUGUUUUGCAGUCUUCGAUGAACGAGCAGUGCACACUUAUCGAGCAGUUAAGAGAGAUCAUAAAAACCCUAUCCAAAUCUCAAAUGAUUUCUGAGUCUUCUUCUUCUUUUAUCAAGCCUCUACCUAAAGAAGAUAAAAUACCAGAAACCACAUCAAAUUUGUUUGUAAAACCAAUUUCAAUAGAAGAUAGGCCAUACAGUUCUAAUUCUAGCUCAUUUAUCAAACCCAUAGCUAAAGAAGACAAGCCUUCUAAUUCUCCUUUGAAUUCCUUUAUUAGGCCUUUAUCUAUAGAAGAAAAGCCGAUAACUAAAUCUCCUGAAAAAGAAGAAAUUUUAGAUGAUUAUAAACCAAAUGACCAAGAAGAUUUAAAAGUUGAAAUUUCUCUGCUGGAUCAAGAAAUUUUCCAACUCCAGCAAUCUUUACAACGAGCACUCGGGCAAUAA